Apaloderma vittatum (bar-tailed trogon) is the source of this 2493-nucleotide messenger RNA. It is a transcript of the gene RBM20, whose product is annotated as RNA binding motif protein 20. The transcript has 13 exons. The annotation marks the transcript as partial. Gene Ontology annotation, cellular component: nucleus. Lineage: Eukaryota; Metazoa; Chordata; Aves; Trogoniformes; Trogonidae. Gene Ontology annotation, biological process: regulation of RNA splicing. The record is from RefSeq and is a predicted model, not a curated record. Gene Ontology annotation, molecular function: zinc ion binding; mRNA binding.
CAGCUGAGCGACCUCCGCGGCACGGCCCCCCUCCACUUCCCCCACAUCUGCGCCCUCUGCGACAAGAAGGUCUUUGAUCUGAAGGACUGGGAUCAGCACGUUAAGGGAAGUCUUCACAUCCAAAAAUGUAUGGCUUUUUCAGAUAACACUGCUAUCCGGUGCGUGUUAAGCUCAGCCGAUGGAACAUUGCAUUUAUCACCAAAUAAUGCAUCAGUAUACAAUCCAUCUAAUAUUGAAGAUUAUCCACCAAAUGUCGGCGCAUCUUUUAUCACUACGUCAGCAAGAUCCUUUGGCCAGCCAGGUCCUGCAUUUUCUUCUCCGCCAUCAGGGUUUGCCCAGAGGAAAUCUACACUGGGUCGAGUUGUUCACAUCUGCAACCUACCCGAGGGAAGCUGCACCGAGAAUGAUGUCAUUAACCUGGGCCUCCCAUUUGGGAAGGUCACCAACUACAUCCUCAUGAAAUCCACUAAUCAGGCCUUUCUGGAAAUGGCUUACAGUGAAGCAGCACAAGCCAUGGUGCAGUACUACAAAGAAAAACCUGCUAUGAUAAAUGAUGACAAAUUACUUAUUAGGAUGUCUAAAAGAUACAAGGAAUUGCAGCUGAAGAAACCAGGUAAGAAUGUGGCUGCUAUCAUCCAGGACAUCCACUCACAGAGGGAGAGGGAUCUGCUGCGUGAAGUGGACAGGUAUGGCACGGAGAGGCCACGCUCUCGCAGCCCCAUAAGCCGCUCCUUGUCUCCCCGAUCCCACACUCCCAGCUUCACUUCCUGCAGUUCACCCCACAGCCCAAUGGGAACCAGCAGGACCGACUGGGGAAAUGGGAGAGAGUCGUGGGAUCAGACCCCAUAUUCUCGUCGGGAAGAGGAAAGAGACAGCAGAGAAUGGCGAGAGAAUGGGGAUGAGAAGCGGGACAGGACUGACACGUGGGUACACGAGAGGAAACAUUAUUCCCGACAGCUGGACAAGUUUGAUUUGGAUGAACGGAUUGAAGGAGGCAGAGGGCACAGAGAAAAAUAUUUAAGGAGUGGUUCCCCUAGCUCCCUUCACCCUUUAUCUGGCUACAAGAGCAGGGAAGAUGACUAUUACCGAAAAACCUCUAAGUCAAAAUCUGACAAGUUUCAGAGGCAGCUGCAGGAUUUACCUGGGAGAUCUAAGAGAAAGGAGGAGGCAAAGUUGAGGGAACGCAGGCAUUCGUACAGUGAGGACACUGCCAGGGAAGAGGUGGCUGAACAGAAGCACAGCAAAGCUGCUGAGGGCUCCAGGCAAAAACAAAGUGAUAAGAAUAAGGUGAAGAAAGCUGAAAAAGACCAAGAGGAAGAUGCUGCUGCUGAAGGGAAUGAUGUGAAGGAAACCAAACCUCCCGAGAAUGAGCUUGGAAAAGAGGAGCAAGCACCAGAGAAGAGCUCACCUACAGAUAAUAAACAAGGAAAAGAAUCUGGAGAGAUUCUGGAAAACACAAGAAAAGAGAAGGACCGAGACUGGGAGAGUGGAAGUGAGAUAGAAGGUGAGACCUGGUAUCCUGCUAACAUGGAGGAAUUAGUGACAGUGGAUGAAGUGGGAGAAGAUGAUUUAAUUAUGGAGCCUGAUAUAACCGAGCUUGAAGAAAUAGUGCCAGUUGAUCAGAAAAAUAAAACUGCUUCAGAAAUGUGUCCCUGUAUGUCAGCUGUGCUAGAACUGAAAAACGAUCACAGCCACAUAGCCAGGAGUGAAGACAAAUUUGCCCAUAAAGCUUUAGAAACAAACUUCAAAUCUGCAAAGGGCAGUGUAGCUUCUAGCGGCUGUCAGGAUGAUGAGGAGGAUGGUGAUAACGAUGAUGCUGUAACUGAAGCAUCAAGCCUAAAUCUGGACCCUGAGCAGAAGUCAGAAGAAUUGCAAGAAGACCAAUCUGCUAAGGAGCCUGAUCCCCAGCAGAAGGAAGGCAAAAUUGAUAAGAGCUCUGACACUCGUUUAGAGCCUGAAGAUCACCAUAUACCUUCUGUUCAUCUGAAAGAAGAGACUCUCCAGCUCCCUGAUACAUUUAUAGAUGAUUACAAACAGAUGGGAUCACAAGGAGCUGAGAGCAGAGAAGUUAUGGAAAUGCUUGUUAAAAACGUGAGUGAAGAAACAAGACAUGGAAGCCAAGAGUGUCCAGAGGCCAAGGCAAAUUCUAGGUACUUGGAAAUGAGAUCUCUGGAAUACCGGGAGGUAGAGCCUAAAAGAAGGCACUCUCCACCAGGCUGGGAACAAGAGGACGUCUUCACUGAGCUCAGCAUUCCCCUGGGUGUGGAAUUUGUGGUGCCUAGAACUGGAUUUUACUGCAAGCUCUGUGGACUCUUCUACACAAAUGAAGAGACAGCAAAGACAAGUCACUGCAGGAGUACUGUUCACUACAAAAAUCUUCAGAAGUAUCUAUCGCAACUUGCAGAAGAGAGCCUGAAAAUGAAGGAAGAAGGCAGCCACCUGCCUCAGGAUGACACCGGCAUUGUUCCUCACUUUGCGAAGAAAAAACUAUGA